Molecule: messenger RNA, 7932 nt
Organism: Sorex fumeus (smoky shrew)
Lineage: Eukaryota; Metazoa; Chordata; Mammalia; Eulipotyphla; Soricidae
Gene: PBRM1
Product: polybromo 1
Exons: 32
Coding region: 222-5348 (1708 amino acids)
Biological process (GO): chromatin remodeling
Cellular component (GO): RSC-type complex
Molecular function (GO): protein binding; chromatin binding
Source: RefSeq, a predicted model, not a curated record
GGGUGAGGGCGGUGAGGGCGGCCGGUGCUGGAGCGACGGCAGCGGCCGCGGCCGGAGGAGCAAUAGCAGCAGCCGUGGCGGCCACAGGGCGGGGCGCGGCGGUCGGGGACCGCGGCCGGGGCUGCAGGCGGCGGAGCGGCGGGUUUUGAAUAUACUAACCUUGAGUCAGCACUUCUAAAGCUCUGCCUUCUCCCACUGGCUUCACUUGGCCUUCAGACAUAAUGAGGAGACUGGCUUUUCGAGGCGCUGGUUGUGCUCUGGUAAAGCUGAAGAAGUUGGAUUCCAUGGGUUCCAAAAGAAGAAGAGCCACCUCCCCCUCCAGUAGCGUCAGCGGGGACUUUGAUGAUGGACACCAUUCUGUGUCCACACCAGGCCCAAGCAGGAAAAGGAGGAGACUUUCCAACCUUCCAACGGUAGAUCCUAUUGCUGUGUGUCAUGAACUCUACAACACUAUUCGAGACUAUAAGGAUGACCAGGGCAGGCUCCUCUGUGAGCUCUUCAUCAGGGCACCAAAGCGAAGAAAUCAACCAGACUAUUAUGAAGUAGUUUCUCAACCAAUUGACUUGAUGAAAAUCCAGCAGAAAUUAAAAAUGGAAGAGUAUGAUGAUGUUAACCUGCUCACUGCUGACUUCCAGCUGCUUUUUAACAACGCAAAGGCCUAUUACAAGCCAGAUUCCCCUGAAUAUAAAGCUGCUUGCAAACUCUGGGAUUUGUACCUUCGAACAAGAAAUGAGUUUGUUCAGAAAGGAGAAGCAGAUGAUGAAGAUGAUGAUGAAGAUGGGCAAGACAAUCAAGGCACUGAUGGAUCCUCUCCAAGUUACCUGAAGGAGAUUCUGGAGCAGCUUCUUGAAGCCAUAGUUGUAGCCACAAAUCCAUCAGGACAUCUGAUUAGCGAACUUUUUCAGAAACUGCCUUCAAAAGUGCAAUAUCCAGACUACUACGCAAUAAUUAAAGAGCCUAUAGAUCUCAAGACCAUUGCACAGAGGAUACAGAAUGGAAGUUACAAGAGUAUUCAUGCAAUGGCCAAAGACAUAGAUCUCCUAGCAAAAAACGCCAAAACAUAUAAUGAACCAGGUUCUCAAGUAUUCAAGGAUGCAAAUUCAAUUAAAAAGAUAUUUUAUAUGAAAAAGGCAGAAAUUGAACACCAUGAAAUGACUAAGUCCAGCCUUCGAAUAAGGACUUCAUCAAACUUGGCUGCAGCUAGGCUGACAGGUACUUCACACAGCAAAAGUGGCCUGAGUGACGAGAGAAAUCCCACUAGCAAGUAUUACCGUAAUAAAAGAGCAGUCCAAGGAGGUCGUUUGUCAGCAAUUACCAUGGCACUUCAGUAUGGCUCAGAAAGUGAAGAGGAUGCAGCUUUAGCCGCUGCACGUUAUGAGGAAGGAGAGUCAGAAGCAGAGAGCAUUACUUCAUUUAUGGAUGUUUCAAAUCCUUUUUACCAGCUUUAUGACACAGUUAGGAGCUGUCGGAACAACCAAGGGCAGUUAAUAGCUGAACCUUUUUUCCAUUUGCCUUCAAAGAAAAAGUAUCCUGAUUAUUACCAGCAAAUUAAAAUGCCCAUAUCACUGCAACAAAUCAGAACAAAGCUAAAGAACCAAGAAUAUGAAACUUUAGAUCAUUUGGAGUGUGACCUGAAUUUAAUGUUUGAAAAUGCCAAACGCUAUAAUGUUCCCAAUUCAGCCAUCUAUAAGCGAGUUCUAAAAUUGCAGCAAGUCAUGCAGGCAAAGAAAAAAGAGCUCGCCAGAAGAGAUGACAUUGAGGAUGGAGACAGCAUGAUUUCUUCAGCCACCUCUGAUGCUGGUAGUGCCAAAAGGAAAAGUAAAAAGAAUAUAAGAAAGCAGCGAAUGAAAAUCUUAUUCAAUGUUGUUCUUGAAGCCCGAGAGCCGGGUUCAGGAAGAAGACUUUGUGAUCUCUUUAUGGUUAAACCAUCCAAAAAGGACUAUCCUGAUUAUUACAAAAUCAUCUUAGAGCCAAUGGACUUGAAAAUAAUUGAACAUAACAUUCGCAAUGACAAGUAUGCAGGGGAAGAGGGAAUGAUAGAAGACAUGAAGCUUAUGUUUCGGAAUGCUAGACACUACAACGAAGAGGGCUCCCAGGUAUACAAUGAUGCACACAUCUUGGAGAAGUUGCUCAAAGAUAAGAGGAAAGAACUGGGUCCACUGCCUGAUGACGAUGACAUGGCUUCUCCCAAACUCAAACUAAGUAGGAAGAGUGGCAUAUCUCCUAAAAAAUCAAAAUACAUGACUCCGAUGCAGCAAAAACUAAAUGAAGUCUAUGAAGCUGUGAAAAACUAUACUGAUAAAAGGGGCCGCCGCCUCAGUGCUAUAUUUCUGAGACUUCCGUCCAGAUCUGAAUUGCCAGAUUACUAUUUGACUAUUAAAAAGCCAAUGGACAUGGAAAAAAUUCGAAGUCACAUGAUGGCCAACAAAUACCAAGAUAUAGACUCUAUGGUUGAGGACUUCGUCAUGAUGUUCAACAAUGCCUGUACAUACAAUGAACCCGAGUCUUUGAUAUACAAAGAUGCCCUUGUCCUACACAAAGUCCUCCUUGAAACACGGAGAGACCUAGAGGGAGAUGAGGAUUCUCAUGUCCCAAAUGUAACCUUGCUGAUUCAAGAGCUUAUCCACAAUCUUUUUGUGUCAGUCAUGAGUCAUCAGGAUGAUGAAGGAAGGUGCUACAGUGAUUCAUUAGCAGAAAUUCCUGCUGUGGACCCCAACUUUCCAAAUAAACUUCCUCUUACUUUUGACAUAAUUCGGAAGAAUGUUGAAAAUAAUCGCUACCGGCGGCUCGAUUUAUUUCAAGAGCAUAUGUUUGAAGUAUUGGAAAGAGCAAGAAGGAUGAAUCGGACAGAUUCUGAAAUAUAUGAAGAUGCAGUAGAACUUCAGCAGUUUUUUAUUAAAAUUCGUGAUGAACUCUGCAAAAAUGGAGAGAUUCUUCUUUCACCAGCUCUCAGCUAUACCACGAAACAUUUGCAUAAUGAUGUAGAGAAAGAGAAAAAGGAAAAAUUACCAAAAGAAAUAGAAGAAGAUAAACUAAAACGAGAAGAAGAAAAAAGAGAAGCUGAAAAGAGUGAAGAUUCCUCUGGUGCCGCUGGCCUCUCAGGCCUUCAUCGGACGUACAGCCAGGACUGUAGUUUUAAGAAUAGCAUGUACCAUGUUGGAGAUUAUGUCUACGUGGAGCCUGCAGAAAGCAACCUACUGCCACACAUUGUCUGUAUAGAAAGACUAUGGGAAGAUUCAGCUGGUGAAAAAUGGUUGUAUGGCUGUUGGUUUUAUCGGCCAAAUGAAACAUUCCAUCUGGCUACACGAAAAUUUCUAGAAAAGGAAGUUUUUAAGAGUGACUAUUAUAAUAAAGUUCCUGUUAGUAAAAUUCUAGGCAAAUGUGUAGUCAUGUUUGUCAAGGAAUACUUUAAAUUAUGCCCAGAAAACUUCCGCGAUGAGGAUGUUUUUGUCUGUGAAUCACGAUAUUCUGCCAAAACCAAAUCUUUCAAGAAAAUCAAACUGUGGACAAUGCCCAUCAGUUCAGUUAGGUUUGUUCCUCGGGAUGUCCCUCUGCCUGUGGUUCGAGUGGCCUCUGUAUUUGCAAAUGCAGAUAAAGUUGAAGAUGACAAAAACACCGACAACUCAGAAGAUAAUCGAACUGAAGACAAUUUUAACUUGGAAAAGGAGAAAGAAGAUGUCCCUGUGGAAAUGUCAAAUGGUGAGCCAGGUUGUCACUAUUUUGAGCAGCUUCGUUACAAUGACAUGUGGCUAAAGGUUGGAGACUGUGUAUUCAUCAAGUCCCAUGGCCUGGUGCGCCCUCGUGUAGGCAGAAUUGAAAAGGUAUGGGUUCGAGAUGGAGCCGCAUAUUUUUAUGGCCCCAUCUUCAUUCAUCCAGAAGAAACAGAACAUGAACCCACAAAAAUGUUCUACAAAAAAGAAGUAUUUUUGAGUAAUUUGGAAGAAACCUGCCCUAUGACAUGUAUUCUGGGAAAAUGUGCUGUGUUGUCUUUCAAGGACUUCCUCUCCUGCAGGCCAACUGAAAUACCAGAAAAUGAUGUUCUGCUUUGUGAGAGCCGCUACAAUGAGAGUGACAAACAGAUGAAGAAAUUCAAGGGACUUAAGAGGUUUUCACUCUCUGCAAAAGUAGUAGACGACGAGAUUUAUUAUUUCAGAAAACCAAUUGUUCCUCAGAAGGAGCCAUCACCUUUGUUGGAAAAGAAGAUUCAAUUGCUCGAAGCAAAAUUUGCUGAGUUAGAAGGUGGAGAUGAUGAUAUGGAAGAGAUGGGAGAAGAAGAUAGUGAGGUCAUUGAGCCUCCUUCUCUACCCCAGCUUCAGACUCCCCUGUCCAGUGAGCUGGAUCUUAUGCCCUACACACCCCCACAGUCUACUCCAAAGUCAGCCAAAGGCAGUGCAAAGAAGGAAGGCUCCAAGCGGAAAAUCAACAUGAGUGGCUAUAUCCUCUUCAGCAGUGAGAUGAGAGCUGUGAUUAAGGCCCAGCACCCGGACUACUCUUUUGGUGAGCUCAGCCGAUUGGUGGGGACAGAAUGGAGAAAUCUUGAGACAGCAAAGAAAGCAGAAUAUGAAGAGCGGGCAGCUAAAGUUGCUGAGCAGCAGGAGAGAGAGCGAGCAGCACAGCAACAGCAGCCGAGUGCUUCUCCCCGAGCAGGCACCCCUGUGGGGGCUCUCAUGGGGGUGGUGCCACCACCAACACCAAUGGGGAUGCUCAAUCAGCAGUUGACACCUGUUGCAGGCAUGAUGGGUGGCUAUCCGCCAGGCCUUCCACCUUUGCAGGGCCCAGUUGAUGGCCUUGUUAGCAUGGGCAGCAUGCAGCCACUUCACCCUGGGGGGCUUCCACCCCACCAUCUUCCACCAGGUGUGCCCGGCCUCUCGGGCAUCCCACCACCGGGUGUGAUGAACCAAGGAGUGGCCCCUAUGGUAGGGACUCCAGCACCAGGUGGAAGUCCAUAUGCACAGCAGGUGGGAGUUUUGGGGCCUCCAGGGCAACAGGCACCACCUCCAUAUCCUGGCCCACAUCCAGCUGGACCCCCAGUCAUACAGCAGCCAUCAACACCCAUGUUUGUGGCGCCACCACCAAAGACCCAACGGCUUCUCCACUCUGAGGCCUACCUGAAAUACAUUGAAGGACUCACUGCUGAAUCCAACAGUAUUAGCAAGUGGGACCAGACCCUUGCAGCUCGGAGACGUGAUGUUCACCUGUCAAAAGAACAGGAGAGCCGCCUUCCCUCUCACUGGCUUAAAAGUAAAGGGGCCCACACCACCAUGGCAGAUGCCCUCUGGCGCCUUCGGGAUUUGAUGCUCCGAGACACCCUCAACAUUCGCCAAGCAUACAAUCUAGAAAACCUUUAAUCACAUCAAUUACGUUUCUUUUAUAGAAGCAUAAAGAGUUUUGUGGAACAGUAGCCAUUUUAGUUACUGGGGUGGGGGGAGGAACAAAGGAUGGACAUUUUUAUUGCGUUUUACUGUACAUCACAAGGCCAUUUUUAUAUAAGGACACUUUUAAUAAGCUAUUUCAAUUUGUUUUUGUUAUAUUAAGUUGACUAUCAAAUACACAAAGAUUUUUUUGCAUACGUUUCCUUUGUUUGAAACCAGUUUCCUAAUUGGUUAUAUAUGUAGACUUGGAGUUUUAUCUUUUUACCUGUUGCCAUGGAACUAAAACCAUCAGAGGUUUUUGUCUUGGCUUGGGGUUUUUGUUUUUUUGUUUUUGGGGGGCUUUUUCUUUUUUGUUUUUAUAAAGAACAAACAAAAUGAAAAAAAAUAACACACAUACAAGAGUUUACAGAUUAGUUGAAGUUGACAUUGACAAUGAAAUGUGAAGUUGGUCCUAGUUUACAUCUUAGAGAGGGAAGUAUACUUUUGUCUGUUUCAUGUGCCUGAAUAUCUUAAGCCACUUUCACAAAAGCUGUUUGUCAGAGCUGAAGUGACGGUUCACUUCACUUGAAAGGUUAUGUAGGUUCUAGAUGUUUAGCAGACAGAGCGGAUUUGUUGUAUUGCAACGGCUCAUUAGAGAAAUACGAAAUCAGUGCUGUGUGUCCUGGCCCCUCCCGGAUACCUAGAAAGGGAGGUGCUAAAGUAGACAUCUCUGGAGUCCAUUCACCAUUUUUGCAGAACAUGUGCACAAUCCUGAGUUAUAUUUAGUCUCGGCAGGUAAGUUUAAGGGUAUUUUUGGUCUAUUUAUAGUUAAUCCACAGUUUAUACCUAGACAUGUUAGACGAUUUGAAUACUUAAAUCUCUCACAUUGCAAAACAUUGAAGUUCAUCUUGAAGAAAGCAUUGAGGUGUACAUGGAGGUGAUUUACUUUCAAACACAAUGCCUAACCUAACCUGGAUGUCUAUGAGAGGUAGAUUGCCUGCAUGUGCAGAUCUGUUUUAGUAUUCUUUAUUCCUUCCUUACCAGAUGUGGCUUUUUUUUCUUCUUUCAAGAUUGUAAUUCUCAAGCAGAAAUUUAAGACUUUCUAAAACAUUUUUAAAUUUAGCUUGUGCUUUUGAAUUUCAGGAGAAGGGAACCAUAAUUCAAGAAAGUGCUCUUACGUGACCCUGGGAUUAAUAUUUAAAGGCUGUUUGUGACAGUUUGUUCAGUCAGGUACAGGCAGAAAGCAUCAAACAUGCAACAGUAUUUUCACCGUGUGGCUUUAAAACCUGCUUUACUGUAAUAGCAUGAUUGCCACUGAGGUAGAGCAUCCACUGCUGUGUGUUGUUUGUGAAUGGAAAGGAAGGUGACUCUCAGAGGACACUUUUUUUUUCCUUUUAAUCUGGUAUGAAUCAAUACCUGGAUAUUUAAUUACUAUUUUUACUAAAUCAUGAGGACAAAAGUGUAGAAUGGAAUGAAGUCUCUUGUAUCUAAAUACCUUAAAUACAUGAGGCCCUUAUAACUUAAUUGCCUAUAGUCAACCACUGGAUCUCAGUAUGCAUCAAGUAUUUUAAAUCUGAAUUUUAAGAAAAUGUAUUGCAGUCAUAUGUCAGUACCUUACUGUUAACUGAAUCAGAUAAGGAAAUCUUCAGUUCCUAAUUAUUUGGGCCAUUGAAUCAUCAUCAUGGAUUGUAUACUACAGUCAGAUUAUUUUAUUUCUCGACAUCCUUGAAUUACACCAAAGAACCUGAAAUUUAAUUUUGGUUAAGUUAUUUAUUUAUUUCAUGUAUCCAUUUUAUUUCCCCUUUAAGGUCUGAAUGAGACUUCUUUUAGAAGUCUCUAAAACUCUUCACUGUGGGCUGAGUGGGGCAUUAGAAGCCACAGCACUCCUCCUCUGGGCUCUUUCCCAGAGGUGUUGUAGCAACCGUGGAUGCAGCCAAGGGCUUCCCUAAGGCAGUGCACAGUUGGGCCAGGGGGCCACUAGGCAGGCCCUAAUUAAGUUGUUGGGUUUUUUUUUUAAGUAUGUAUUUAUUUUAGAAUCAUGUCUUUCUGUACAUUAACUGGGAGAAUAUCAGUUAAUAUUUAGGAUAUAAAUUUGAAGUCAGCCAUCUCCCAAAAAAGAAAAAAAAAAGUCCUGAUUUAAGAAAGUACAAGUAAACCAUUCAUCUUUUUUUUUCCAUAAAUUUUAGGAAUUGUAGCAAUAUGGCUUAGAAAGUACAAUAGCCUAAAUGAUUACAAAAUGUAAGUUCAUGUGGAAGAGACUUGGUUAUGUGCAGAAAAAAACCUAUAGGUUUAAAGUAGUAUGUCAGCUAACUGAUUAAAAGGCCUUGAAUUGCUUUGUUUCUGAGCUUACCCUUCUCUUCCUAUGAGGAAGAAUUGAGAAGGGGACACUUCUUUGUGUAAUAUCUCUAAAUUGGUGUUGUUGACUUAAGCUUGAACAUUUUCAGACAUGAUUAAAACUUGGUUUAUUCUUAUUUCUGUAUCAAAGAAGUUUCAGUGGUAACUAGUCUUAUAACAUGUAUGUAUCAUAUGUUUGUUCAUCUAAAGCUUUUUAAUCCAAAUAAAAAUGGAGUUUGCAAAGUGA